This is a messenger RNA of Phymastichus coffea, 1627 nucleotides long. Its product is annotated as zinc finger protein 706-like. NCBI's taxonomy places the organism in Eukaryota, Metazoa, Arthropoda, Insecta, Hymenoptera, Eulophidae. The record is from RefSeq and is a predicted model, not a curated record. The transcript is spliced from 3 exons. Bases 361 to 594 code for a protein of 77 amino acids.
CCCUAAGACGGUAAGACACGUUCAGGACAGCAGCAGGACAGCAGAGUAGUGCGUUUCUCGGUGUAUCUCACUUUCUCUCGUACCAGCCACAAUUUAGCAUACUAGAUUUAUUUUACGCGCCUCAGUAGAAAAGAAUUAUGCACUAGUCACCAUCCUUUUUGACGAAUUGAAUUUUGUGAAAAAGAAAAAGUUUGAUUUUUGUUAACAGCUGUGGCUCUUGUAUAAAAUUAAGGAAUCAAGUCUACAGAAGAAGGAAAAGUCGGGUGAGUGUUCUAGAAGAAAAAUUAGAUGAAGCAUGCUUCGAUAUUUAUUCUCAUCCGCUUCCGCUUCUCUCUCUCUUCCUCUUAUACGCUAUAAAUAAUGGCUCGUGGACAGCAGAAACUUCAAUCACAAGCUAAAGCUCAAGAAAAGCUUGCUAAACAAAAAAAACAACAAGGCCAUAGUGCAAAUGAUCAAAAGAAAGCUGCACAGAAAGCUUUAGUUCAUGUCUGUGCUGUCUGCAAGGCACAAAUGCCAGACCCAAAGACUUACAAGCAACAUUUUGAGAACAAACACCCCAAGAAUGAUUUACCAGAAGAUCUAAAAAAUAUAUGAGAGGUUAGUGCCUCCAAAAUCUACAGAAUGUGGGAGGCAGCUAACAAAUGCCCAGUUAUCGAAUUUAAACGAGAGAGUGAUUUAGAUUUAAGAUAAUAACAGUUGAUUGACUUCAAAUCGAUAAAAUAAACUGAGUCCUGUUAUCGCAUGAAGAGAAAAUUUUUGUGAACGGAAUUAUAAUCUAAGUCAUGCGAUUUGAUUUCUAAUUUUCUCUUCUAUCUUUCUCCUAUAAUGUUCUAGUUCUAUUUCUGAAUACAAUAUUACUGUUAAACAUAUAGUUUCCAGCACCUCUUAUUAUUUUUGUAUUCUAUUAAUUGAUAAAAUGCGAUCACUGAAUGUAAGAAAAGUUUCUAUGUAUGAUCAAUCAACUGCUUAUAAAUGUAUUUUUUUUAUCAUUCAUCCAUGAAUUACUUAAUAAUAAUAAUCAUCAUUAGGUUUUUUUCUUUUGCAUCUUCUGAUUCUUAUUAAGUUUUAUACAGAUGAAACUUUUGACGUGUAUAAAUGAAAUAUAUAUUAGCCACAAGUACGUAACAUAUUAUUAUUUCACUUACCUUUGUAAAUAUUAAAAAAAAGUGGAAUUUCAAGUAUAGUAAAAAUAUGUUAUUAUAUUAAUAGCAUGAAAUUAAAAGAUAAAAGCAUCGUUAUACGAUUUAUAAGUUUUGUAUAUUUCUACUUUUGUUUUUGUCAAUUAUUGGUAGUAUAAUUUAGAGUGACUCUUCUAUAUUUCGUUUUGCAAAAUGACAGCGUCUAGAAGUUAUUCUCUGAAAAGAUAUUUAAAGGAUUGAUAUAAAAAAAAUUAUUUGAUUAAAAUAAUAAAAGGUGCUUGGAAAAUGAGUGAUCAAGUUAUAGUUGAUAAAAAGAAAAAAUUAAACUCUGAUGUAAUAAUAAUAAUGUUUAUAGUAUUGUCGUAGCCUCUUUCUACUAUUUCACUCGCAUGCACAAAAUACUGUCAAUACCUAGUGGAUACAUUGAGAAUUGUAGAAAAAAACUUAAUAAAAUGAAAUUGUGAUAACGUGUAGUAAGAAAAUGAAUA